Molecule: messenger RNA, 1290 nt
Organism: Aspergillus thermomutatus
Lineage: Eukaryota; Fungi; Ascomycota; Eurotiomycetes; Eurotiales; Aspergillaceae
Exons: 3
Coding region: 1-1290 (429 amino acids)
Source: RefSeq, a predicted model, not a curated record
AUGGCGAACAAGAAGAAACCUUACUCCAAGAAGUCUGUUAACGGCGAGCCAAAUCCGCACCUGAAGCAAUCUUACACAAGCGGAUCAGAGCAAUUUCCCGGAGACUCGCUGAUUGAAUAUAAUCAGCCUGAAUCGUCUCCUUAUGAGUCUCAAAUCAUCACUAUUCGUGUAGGAAGCAGAACAUACAGGAUUCCAGUAUGCUACAUCCAAAAUUAUCCACAGUUCAGCAGUUCCCUUCCAUGGGAACCACAUUAUAUCCUUUCUGAGGUGGAUGACGAGGUUGGUCACACCGUCGUGCACUUCUUGUGUACCGGUAAUUAUGAAACGCUCCGGACUGCAUCCGAGCCAGGUGUGUCCAAGAUGGCAAUAGAAUACAGAAGGAGCAUGCUUGUCUACCAAGCGGCCAGAAAAUAUGAUUUAUACAAUCUGGAGACGUACGCGAAGAAAUACAUCGAGAUGUUCGGCGAGUCGAUGUCCACUUUCGAUAGAAUGGAGGCUGCAAGAGAGAUAUAUUCCAAACUCCCCCAAGAUGAGACUUGGCUUGCCAGCUACAUCAACAAACAACUUCGAAUUGCUUUCUCACUGGACAAAAACAUCUUUCAGCGCGAAGAGUUCUAUCACGGUGUUGGAAAAGACCCUGUUUUUGACAAAGCCGUGAUGAGAAUGGUUGUGGACAUCUACUCUGAGAUACUGUCUAGACAGGUCACUGAGACUACCCCUGAGGAGGAUGCUGCGGAGGAUUGUGCUGCGGAGGAUUGUGCUGCGGAGGAUGGUGCUGCGGAAGAGGGUGCUGUGGAAGAGUAUGGCGCUGCGGAGGAUGGUGCUGCGGAAAAGGGUUCUGUGGAAGAGUACGGCGCUGUGGAGGAUGGUGCUGCGGAAGAGGGAAAUGUGGAAGAGGAUGGUGCGCAAGAGGCUGUCAACCUCGAGGUUCCUGCAGAGCCUUCAGGCUCAACGCUCAACUUUGAAUGGGGCGAGAACUGGACUUCAAGUAGCCAUCUGGGGCUCGUUUCUCGUGAUACAGGUAAUCGGAAUAUGGGGAAAGAUACAAACUUGUGGUACUCAAAGAACGAAGAAGAGGAGUCGGUCGGAUUCGGUGCUCCUUACAAAGAGAUCAAAUGGAAAAAGACGAAAGGCCUCCUGAGGCAAGAUGCACUAGACGCGGCCCAUGAACAGGACCAAGAUGCCUUUGGGAGCCAGCAGAUUGCGUAUCAUUGGGUGGUACAGAAUACUAAAGAACACGCCAAGGAAAGAGCGCUUGCUUACCGUCUCUCAUUACCGCAUACAGACUGA